Molecule: messenger RNA, 5563 nt
Organism: Balaenoptera ricei (Rice's whale)
Lineage: Eukaryota; Metazoa; Chordata; Mammalia; Artiodactyla; Balaenopteridae
Gene: FAM53B
Product: family with sequence similarity 53 member B
Exons: 5
Coding region: 447-1721 (424 amino acids)
Biological process (GO): protein import into nucleus; positive regulation of canonical Wnt signaling pathway
Cellular component (GO): nucleus
Source: RefSeq, a predicted model, not a curated record
GACACGCAGCCGCGGUCGGGCUGCCCCGCGGCGGCGGCGGGCGCGGGCGGCCUGGCCGGGGCCGGUUAAAGGGACGAGUUGCAAACAGUUCAGGAAGUGACAAGUCGAUUUCCUCCUCCCUGGGAGCCGCUCGGUACAAAGCGCUCGGCGCCGGCAGGAGAGCGUGCGCGCGGCGGACCAGCCGCGGGCAGCCUGGACGACUUGGCGAGCGCCGGCGGCAACGGCGCGGGGUCCGCUCUCGGAGCGUCCCGCCGCGCACAGGAGUUGACCACACUUGGCCGUUUCCUGGAAGAGCCCCACCCCGAGGGUGAGCAGCCAAUGGGGAGCCGUGUCUGCUGACGUCACCAUCUGGGGGGUGCCCAGGAGGUCGCCUCUGCCCAAGCCUGCCCGCCCGAAGAUGGCUCGUGCCCACCCUGGGCUGGCGCCCAGUGCCUGAGGCCCUUACCAUGGUGAUGGUCCUAAGUCAAAGCCUCGACAAGCAGGGAGCUGACCCCGUAGCGUGCAGGACCUUCAGCCCUGAGCUGCACACGCCAAAGAAGAUGAGUCAAGGACCGACACUUUUCUCUUGUGGAAUUAUGGAAAAUGACAGAUGGCGAGACCUGGACAGGAAGUGCCCUCUUCAGAUCGACCAGCCGAGCGCCAGCAUCUGGGAGUGCCUGCCCGACAAGUGUCAGGACGGCGCUCUGUGGCACCGGGAGGCCGCGACUGCCUGCGCGGUCACCAACCUGAUCAAAGACCUCAGCCUCAGUGACCACAACGGGAACCCCUCAGCGCCCCCCAGCAAGCGCCAGUGCCGGUCGCUGUCCUUCUCCGACGAGAUGUCCAGCUGCCGAACGUCGUGGAGGCCCCUGGGGUCCAAAGUCUGGACUCCUGUUGAGAAGAGGCGCUGUUACAGCGGGGGCAGCGUCCAGCGCUACUCCAACGGCUUCAGCACCAUGCAGAGGAGCUCCAGCUUCAGCCUCCCGUCCCGCGCCAACGUGCUCUCCUCGCCCUACGACCAGGCGGGACUUCACCCCCGAUUUGGCGGUCAGCCCUGCCAGGGGGUGCCGGGCUCGGCCACCUGCAGACAGGCAGGCGACAUCUGGGGCCCCGACCCGAGCCCCGUGGGCGGGGCCCGACUGGACAUGCAGCGGUCCCUCUCCUGCUCGCACGAGCAGUUCUCCUUUGCGGAGUACUGUCCCCCCUCAGCCAGCAGCACCCCUGCCUCGACGCCGGAGCUGGCCAGACGCUCCAGUGGGCUCUCCCGCAGCCGCUCCCAGCCGUGUGUCCUUAACGACAAGAAGGUCGGCGUCAAGCGGCGUCGUCCCGAGGAGGCACAGGAGCAGAGGCCCUCCCUGGACCUGGCCAAGAUGGCACAGAACUGUCAGACCUUCAGCAGCCUCAGCUGCCUGAGCGCAGGGACGGAGGACCGCGGCCCUCACAGCCCCUUCGCCCUCCACAUCAGCAGUACCAGGUCCUGGACCGCCUUGCUCUCGGCCUCCGGCACGGGGGGCAGGACCCCUGCCGGGACCCCGAUACCCGAGCCUCUGCCCCCGUCCCUGGACGACCACCCCGCCUGCCAGGAGGAGCCGUGCUGCGAGGAGGCGGGUGGCUGCGCCCUAGGCGAGGGCUGCGGCGGGCGUGGGGAGCCGGGCACGGCCUGGCGGGACCGCGGGGCCGUCCGCAAUAGCCCCUGCUCCCUGGACGGCGAGCUGGACAUUGAGCAGAUAGAGAACAACUGAGGGGCCCCGGUCGGCGGCGGGGCGGGCAGGGCAGGGGGUGUGCUAGAAUCCACGGGCCUCCCGCCCCCCGCUCCCGCCGGGCGCUGGGCGGGCCCCCUGGGGGAGCCCCACCCCUGGGCCUGAUCAGCGCUUCCUGGAAGGCCUUGGGGCCCAGGAGCGAGCCCACCACCUCCCCAGACGCCGUCCCGCCCGCGGGGUCCUGGCCCAGCACCAGCCGCCUGGCCGGGCCCGCGGUGCAGGGUCUCAGCCUUUCACCAGCACCGCACCCACGCUCCGUGGAGCUGCCACGGCCGGGAGAGAAGCUUCUUGGUUUCGGUCGCCUUCCCCCUCUUUCCCAUGGGACGUCGGCGCAAGCGUCCCAGCCGUCCCCGCUGGGCAGUCCCGUGGCGCUGCGGCAGGGCCGGCCCGCUCUACGCGCUGACCGCCGGCCCGGGUUUCCGCCCGGGCUCGGGUCCCUCCGCUGGGGUCACGGCCCUUCUCGGCCUCCUGCUCAGGUUCAGUGGGGGGGAGUCGGCCCACAGCGCCCUCCCUCCCUCAGUCGUAUUCCGUGCCUUCUCUCCCAGGUCUCCAGCUUGGGGCCUGGGCGGGGUCGGGAGAGGCUUCCUUCCGUGGUGACACCAGAACCAUUUAGCCUUAAUGCCAAGUGCGGGGGACAGCGGCCCUGGGCUGCCGGGUGGCCUCCACAUCUGGACUCUCAGGGUCCAGGGAACAACUCGGGGCGCUCGUUAGAGGCCGUCUAGUUGGGUAGACAUUUGGUGGCUCUGUUGGCCGAAAAGGCAGAGCCACGAGCCCCUCCUGCGGCGUGGACGGCCUGGCCCCGGGCUCCCUGCCGCUCUGGGGGCUGCUCUGGCAGGGUCGGCAGCUGGCAGCCAUUCUCCGUGACCAACCUGUCACGGAGUGUCAGGUGAGUGGAGCGAUGUCACCAUAAAAGGGCGACCUCUUGAAAACGUCCUCAGGAAGCAGGACUUCUGUGCAGGCACACAGCCCCAGGCCCCGCGCUCGUUUUGGGCCGGAGGGCGUCUGCUGGCCGCUCUGGGGCCCCGCCGCCUUCACGCGCAGGCUCGUUGUCGGUGGGCCGGGGAGCAGAGGGCGGCGAGUGCCUCUCCCCGCCGCAGGCAUAGGGCGAGACGCGCGCGCACCCUCCCCGGCUCCGGACCCCCCGCCCCCCGGGGUUGCCGAGGAGCCCCGCCCCCCGACGUCUCCCUCCCAGACAGCUCCUCUCCAGCCCCGCGUGCACACGUGCCACCUGGGCUCUGCUGCCUUGGAAUCUGGCUUUUAGCAGCUUGGCGCCUUCCUCAGACGAUAGCAGUUGGGCCGGCUUGUGAGCGAGUCCCCUUUUUCCCGUGAGGCUGAACAUACCUGCGCGUUCCCUGGAGCUCGCUGCCGCGACAGAGGCUCUCUCGGAGUCACUUUGCUCCUGCACUUCUGUUCACGGCGGAUGCCUCACCGCGCAGGUCGAGUACAAGUGGCUCUCGCUUUCUUUCCACUGAGGAGAGAGACAGUACUUGGGAAACUUUACUUAAACCUUUACUUUUUUACAUCAAAGGCGAGGGGGCUCCAGUUCUCAUGUAUACUUGGCUUUUCUUAAAAAUCAGCCGUAAGAUGCUUGCAGAAAACCCAGCUCCGCGGCCCCCCAAGACCGUGUGGAAAGCCUCAGGCUGUAGAGCGGGACGGGUGUGCGGGCGCUGGGCAGGCCCUCCGAAGGCACGUCCCCUGGGGAGCCUGGGGAGUCGGGCCAGGCAGCCGGCGGCCCUGGGUGCGCCUGAUCCCCGCCUGGUGGCUCGUCGUCUUAGAGCUGAUCCAGAGGAGGCUGGGGCAGCUGUUCGGUGGCGUCCAGUGACCAACGUAUGAAUUCACAGAGUACGUGCUGGCGCCUCACGGCCUCAGAAAGCCUGGGGUGGGAGGUGUUGACACCUGGCCCGCACCAAGAGUGGCCAUAGAGGGCGCAUGCAGGACAGCAGUCCUUCCUGGGGCAGGACAAGCAGGAUCCCGCCUCCCUCACCCACCGAGAGGGGCGAGACUCAGCCAGGAUGGGCCUUUCCUCGGGGCCGGGAGGGAAGGCACCUGGCGGUGGGUGGGUGUCACAGGCCUGUGGUGCAGGGGACUCCCUUGGACCCUGCCGGUCACCUCCCCCCUUCCCAGGCCUGGUGGCAGGGAAGGACAGGCAGUGGCCCCAUCGUCCCCACCUCCCCGCAGGCUGGUCCUAUCAACCCAAAAGGCAGAAGGGAUCCCAGCCCAAGGCAGGGUUUGGCCCUCUCCAGCCGCCUCAGGCCUCUCUUGGCUGUUCCUGCCCCAACCGAAGCUCCUCGCCAAAGCCCACGACAGCAGCAGGGAGGGGAGAGGAUGGCCAGUGACCCCUCUCAGAGAAAGAGAUGGCCUUCCGGUGGCUUCCUGUCGGUCUUAAUUGAAGAGAGCAGACCUCAUCUAGAAGGUGCUGCCACGCUGCCAGAGGCCCAUCUGUGCUCUGCUCCUCUGGCACCGGGAAUUUGGUCUUGGAGGGAGGCUGCCUCUGACCCCAGGGGGCUGCCCCGGGGGGGCAGCAGGCGGCCUGGUGGGCCCCCCCAAGCCUCACUUCUGCGGGGGCCCCGCCUCUUGCAGCCCAUGCACUCCUGCCUCUGAGGAAGUUGAGAGCCGGGAGGGAGGGCCGUGUCAGGCCGUCCGCGGCCCCGGGGGCCCUGAAGGACAAGAACGGGGUCGUGGAUGGGGAGGGGGGCUUCCUGUCGCGGGGCAUCCCUGCUCACUCCAGAGGGAGCGCCUGCUAGAGCCGCUGGACUCAUGGGCUGCUGCCUGUGAGGGCCGGGCCGGGCCGGGGGCCAGGGCCACAGCCUCGCCGUUUACAUUACCGCAAACCCUCUUGCCUUACUCACGGUGGAGGCCGGGGUCCGGCGCAGGGCCCACAGGCAGACACGACAUCCAGGCCGCAGGAGAGCUUGUUCUGAUCAUGCAUACGAAUUUUCAUUCUCAGAAAGCCUUACUUUUCAGCAAAAUUUUUGUAGCAGGAAAGUCUUGUGAAUUUGUACGCGGAAAGAAAAUUUAAAUAAAGGAAAAGUCCACCUUAGAAAAAAAACAAACCCAACAUCCAAAUGGGUCUCCAGGCAGGGUUGGCGUGUGCGUUUCCGCACUCCGGCUGGCACUGCCGGGGGCCUCAGCGCAAGCCUUGGAUGCCCCGCCGCGGGCUCAAGUCGCGUGUGCUCUGGCCUUGGGGCCGGUCACCCAAACGAUGACCGCUUCAGGCCCCGCGGCCUGGGGCGCGAGCGGUCCCCCCCCUGCUCCGGGCGCUGGGGCGGCAGCCCGGCCAGGGCGGUGCCUCCGUGUAGGCAGUUGUGCCACGUCUUGCCACGGCCACACAGUUGGCCAGACCCCUCCCAUUGGUGCCAGAGAAAACCAUUCCUCUUGAAAGAGAAGAGAAAAAGAUUAAAAAAAAAAAAAAAGAAAAAAAAUCCCAGACCGCAGCAGAGAUCUUGUAGCCUAGGUAGGAUAGUCUGACCUUCUAGCAUAGUCUCUUUGGCAAAGAAAUUGUGUUUCAGUGCGGGGGGGGCGAUGUCCCGGGGCGCGGGGACGGCGAGUCGGCGGUCUCUGGGGCCGUGUGCGCUUUCCCAGCUGUACCUCGUGGGCACUGGGGAGCCUCAGGAAGUGUGGCGGCCAGGACGGGCAGUGUUGGGCCAGGCCCCUGCCCGGGGCGAAGCGCUGGGUGCAGAGGCGCUGGGUCUGUCCCCACCUCCACCCACCGCAGCCUGUCCUCCGCACGGGCCGCGACUGUCUUGCACUAGAGCCGCUCUAGUCUCUCAGGAAUUUGCUUGUUACUUUUACUGUGUAAAUAAAGCUUCCUGGUUCAAUACCCA